AUGUACUGUGAUGGUUCAGUGAAUGGUAUCAAGGUUGGAUGCCGGGUGGUUAUAAGGGAAUGUUAUGAAAAUGAUGUGAGUACUGACGAGACGCUGUAUAAAAGAAUAGGAGAUAAAACUUCUACUACUGCUGCUGAAUUACAUGUCAUUUAUGAAGAGUCAACCUUUGUAGUAAACAAGAUGAAAGACGUGUUUGUUUUCGUUGAUUGCCAGAGUGCUCUUCUUGCCCUUAACUCUAGAUAUCCAGUUGGACAGGGAAUUAGUAAGGGUAAAGAACUUGUAUAUGCAACAGAAGAUCAAAGGUAUUUUGUCAAGUUUUUCUGGGUACCAUCUCACGUUGGUAUUCAUUUGAAUGAGAUGGCUGAUAGUUUGGCAAAGGAUACUACAAACAAACAAAAUAUUGAUACAGGAAGCACAAUGACUCUGAGCAGAAUAAAAGAAGGGCUAAGAAUCAAGAGGUCUUUGUAG
Messenger RNA from Macrobrachium nipponense, 468 nucleotides. RefSeq lists its product as uncharacterized. The coding region runs from base 1 to 468 and encodes 155 amino acids. The transcript has a single exon. Gene Ontology annotation, molecular function: nucleic acid binding; RNA-DNA hybrid ribonuclease activity. The record is from RefSeq and is a predicted model, not a curated record. NCBI's taxonomy places the organism in Eukaryota, Metazoa, Arthropoda, Malacostraca, Decapoda, Palaemonidae.